ACAUAGUGGAGGAGGGGUAAAUCCACCAUCACCAACCCCUUAUUGGUAUAUCUCCUUGCCUGCCCCAUGCUUCCAGCAGCAAACUCUUACCUUAAGCUUCUUACACAAAACCAACGAGGGAUGUGGCACCGCAACUCCCAGCAUCCUCGGCUAAGAGAAUUAACUCUUAAACAUGCCUGAGAACCAACACUGGAAAAUGCAGAAAGAUUGCAGACUAUCGGGCACAUUCUACUACAAUACUACAAGUUCAGCCAAUCUGCCCGGAGUCGCUGGUAGGAAGGCUCAGCCGGUGCUGUUCGGUUCGUACCGCCGGAUCAUGUACCCCAGCCUGGCCCUCACUGCCAACCAUGCCCAGCCGGCCUACUCCCACGACCCCUCGAACUUCCUGCACUCUACGGGCAGCCCCCCGGUCUAUGUGCCGACUAGUCGGAUGCCGGCCAUGCUACAGUCGCUCCCCUACCUACAGAGCUGCGACACUGCCCACCAGGGCCACCAUCUGGGCAACCACCCGGGCUGGGCACAGACUGCCAACGAGAGCCACACGUUCAAUGCCAGCAGCCCCCACACCCCCAGCGGAUUCCCUUACUCGCACAGCCCCCCUGUGGGCAACGCCAGUGCCAGGGAAGGUGCCUACCAGAGCCCCCUGAUCAUGGGCAGCAGUGCCAGGGACCAGUAUGGCAACUCCCUGGUGCGCACCGGCUCCUACCCCAGCCCCUACUCCUAUGUGGGCGCGGAUAUGCCCCCUUCUUGGGCAACUGGACACUUUGAGGGCAGCAUGUUGCACAGCCUGCAGGGGAGGCAGCCCUUACCGGGUAGGAGAUCCAGCCUGGAGUUCCUAGAAGAGUUUCAUGGUGAGGGAAGAGAAUGCGUCAACUGUGGGGCUAUGUCUACCCCUCUGUGGAGACGAGAUGGAACGGGCCACUACCUGUGCAAUGCCUGCGGGCUGUACCAUAAAAUGAAUGGCAUCAACAGACCCCUAAUCAAACCACAGAAAAGGCUGUCCUCCUCCCGGCGGGCCGGCCUUUGCUGCACUAACUGUCACACCAGCACCACAACCCUGUGGAGGCGCAACUCGGAGGGGGAGCCGGUGUGUAACGCUUGUGGCCUGUACAUGAAACUACAUGGGGUACCUCGGCCUCUGGCCAUGAAGAAAGAAAGUAUUCAGACCCGGAAAAGGAAGCCAAAAAAUGUCAGUAAAGGAAAGACUUCCACAGGCUCGACAUCGGCCACCAACUCCCCGUCUUCAGUUACAAAUUCCGAUCCGACGCCCGUGUUAAAAACAGAACCCAAUAUCGCAUCCCAGUACCCGGGUCAGGCAAUUGUAGCGGUCUCCCAGGGGCAGAGCCAAACGGACGAUCUGGUCAACGGGUCCCACGAGCUGAAGUUUAUCCCAGAGGAAUACGCCUACAGCCCCACCGCUCUGAGCCAAUCAGGACUGAACGUUCCCCUACGCCAGGAGUCAUGGUGCGCGCUGGCACUCGCCUAAACCUGAACCCAAUGGGGACACAACGAGGUCCGUGGGUUUAGCAGCUCCUGGGAGCAGAGAGGGCACCGCCUGACGCCUUAUGAAGGACACAAGGUGCCGCGCCCAGAGGAACGGAUCCGCCGCCGUAAUCCUGCGCUGGGAAGCCACCGAAUGGCAACGACUUUCCCUAUUGGACGAAACGGACGUAUCUUGGGUUUCUGACGAUUCUUCGCAUUUCUGGGGAGAGGAAGGAGCAUUGUCUCCAUGGCAACUUCCAUGGAAGGACUCAGUUGGGGGGCCAAGCUGCCAAUCAAACCAGGGGCGGUGAUUUUAACCUCUUAUUUUUUGGAAUCCUCCCGACGUUACGGCAAAACCAUCUGCUCCAACACCGAAACUCCUCCAGCGACAAUGAGGGGAAUCCGUGGAGCCAAUAAGGACUCGGCCUGGUCACGCACCAGUUAUAAUACAGGGCACACACUUUGGGCUUUUGGGUUUUUUUAUCUCCAAAAAUGGCUUCAUUGGUCUCUGCGUUUCACAGAGAACGUCAAGAUAUUUUCUUAAGACGCUACCGUCCCCUCGUGUAAUAUGUUCCCUGUCUGACUACCUUUUUAGUGCAAUUUGUUUCACAUCUAAUAAAGAGUGAUAAUGUGUCACCGAGUAUAAAAAUAUAUUUUAUUAAAAUCUUAUUACAGUUGGAAA
Xenopus tropicalis (tropical clawed frog) is the source of this 2164-nucleotide messenger RNA. RefSeq names its product GATA binding protein 5 (gene gata5). Gene Ontology annotation, cellular component: nucleus. The record is from RefSeq and is a predicted model, not a curated record. Lineage: Eukaryota; Metazoa; Chordata; Amphibia; Anura; Pipidae. Gene Ontology annotation, biological process: regulation of DNA-templated transcription; positive regulation of DNA-templated transcription; regulation of transcription by RNA polymerase II. Gene Ontology annotation, molecular function: DNA-binding transcription factor activity, RNA polymerase II-specific; DNA-binding transcription factor activity; zinc ion binding. The transcript is spliced from 8 exons. The coding region runs from base 173 to 1486 and encodes 437 amino acids.